AUGUCGCCGACGGAAUCGCCGGGAACACAAGUUGAGUUGCACGAUUGUCGUGAUGUCAUCGGUAGUGGUUCGUCAAUUCAUUCCAUCAAGUUCUCGGAAUUCCAUAUGUUCGACGCUAACUGGAAAUUGAAAUUCCGUGCUGAUUGGGUAGAUUACUUGAAUACAUACGUUGUAUCGUUACGCUUGCGUCACCGUAGAAAUUCUGUGGAUGAUAUUUGGAAUUUGGAUACAGCUGUAAAAAUUCAAUUCGAUGAAGAAUGGCUGAAAGGAGGCGUGCUUUUUGACACAAACUUCUCUCAUCGUAAGCGAGAAGUCGAGAUAACGACAAUGGAUAUUGCUGUUGAAAAAGUAAAAGAGCCAAACAUGCAAGUUCGCAUGAAAAUCAUCAUGCAGGUGAAGAGUGCAGCAGGAAUACAACUUCGCAAUUUUUUAGACUUUUCACGCCCUCUUCCGAUCUUCUCCGAUACUAUCAUUAAAGUAGAGGGAAUGCAGUUCCACGUAAAUCGCAUGAUUCUCUCUAUGGCGUCACCUAUCUUCCUUCAAACAUUUAUGGAUACACAAGACGAUGAAAACAACGGUGUCGAAAUCUGUAACGUAUCGAGCCAUGAUUUCCGUCGUAUUCUCAACGCUAUAUACCCACCGCAUAUGCCACCGAAACAAUGGAUUAAAGCAAAAGCUCUUCAAAUCUCGAUAGUGUUUGAAGUAGCUGACAAAUGGCUGGUCAAAUACGGAAGGUUCAAAUUGGAAGAUUCACUUUUGUUAGCUCAGACCUUUGGACUGCGAGAGUUGAUGGGUUCAAAACUUGCCAAAAUCGAAUCAAUUGAUGAAUUGCGGAAGCGUCGUGGAGAAAUUUCAUCGCUGAGCCACAAAACAAAAUCUCUCAUUCUAGACCACAUUCUAUUCUCCCUCUGA
Caenorhabditis remanei is the source of this 912-nucleotide messenger RNA. RefSeq lists its product as uncharacterized. The transcript is spliced from 5 exons. The coding region runs from base 1 to 912 and encodes 303 amino acids. The record is from RefSeq and is a predicted model, not a curated record. Gene Ontology annotation, molecular function: protein binding. NCBI's taxonomy places the organism in Eukaryota, Metazoa, Nematoda, Chromadorea, Rhabditida, Rhabditidae.